UGUCCAUUCCAUGCUGCCCAGUGCAGAGCUGUCCAUCCAUCAUUGUCCUUUGUGCUAAUGUCAGACUCUGUUUCAAUAAGUAACUGUGACACCCUUUCGUGGCCAUUCCAUGCUGCCCGGUGGAGUGCUGUCCAACCACCACUAUCCCUUGCAUUAACUUCUGCUCCCAUAUCAAUCAAUGCCUUUACUACUCUUAGAUGUCCAUUCUCUGCUGCCCGAUGCAGCGCCGUCCAUCCGUCACUAUUCUUCUCAGCAACGUCAGCCCCUUUAUUAACCAGUAACUGUAACACCCUUUUGUGCCCGUUCCAUGCUGCUCGGUGCAGCGCCGUCCAAUCGCAACUAUCCCUUGCGCUAACUUCUGCUCCCAUAUCAAUCAAUACCUGCACUACAUUCAGAUGCCCAUUCUCUGCUGCCCGAUGUAGCGCCGUCCAUCCAUCACUAUGCUUCUCGGCAACUUUAGCUCCUUUCUUAGCUAGUAACUGGACCACUUUCGUAUGCCCAUUCCAUGCUGCUCUGUGUAGUGCUGUCCAUCCAUGA
Messenger RNA from Lindgomyces ingoldianus, 537 nucleotides. RefSeq lists its product as uncharacterized. The record is from RefSeq and is a predicted model, not a curated record. The transcript has a single exon. The annotation marks the transcript as partial. NCBI's taxonomy places the organism in Eukaryota, Fungi, Ascomycota, Dothideomycetes, Pleosporales, Lindgomycetaceae.